CCCGGAAGGGGCCGGGCGCGCUUCCGUCUCCGCCGGGGAUGCGCGGAGGGCGGAGCUGCGGCCCGAGGACGCGACGCGAGCCCAGUUCCGGCGAGGAGGCCGCGCCAGUGACAGCGAUGGCGGCGGAGUCGGCGCUCCAAGUCGUGGAGCGGCUGCAGGCGCGCCUGGCCGCCAGCCCGGACCCGAAGAAGCUAUUGAAAUAUUUGAAGAAACUCUCCACCUUGCCUAUUACAGUAGACAUUCUUGCGGAGACUGGGGUUGGGAAAACAGUGAAUAGCUUUCGAAAACAUGAGCAUGUCGGAAGCUUUGCCAGGGACCUAGUGGCCCAGUGGAAGAAGUUGGUUCCUGUGGAACGAAACAAUGAGCCUGAUGAACAGGACUUUGAGAAAAGCAAUUCCCGUAAGCGUCCCAGGGAUGCUGUUCAGAAGGAGGAGGAGAUAGAGGGGGACUAUCAAGAAAACUGGAAGGCUUCCAGUAGCCGAUCAUAUAGCCCCGAUCAUAGACAGAAAAAAAACAGGAAACUCUCAGAGCUUGAGAGAACUCACAAAGUGUCUCACAGCCAUGAGCGGAGAGACGAGAAAAAGAGGUGCCACAGAAAUUCACCAGUUUACUCUUCAGACCAUGAAUCUUCUGAUUAUGGCCACGUUCAGUCCCCUCCAUCAUGUGCCAGUCCUCAUCAGAUGUCCAUGGACCAUUACAGAUCCCCAGAGAAGGACCCCGAACCCCUUGUUCCACAUCAGAAGGCUGGAAAGGGCCAUAGUAAUGCCCUUCAGGACAGACUGGGGGUUGGUCAGGAACGACACCCAGGUGAGUCCCAGGGGAAAGGGGCUGUGAGUCAGAACAAGGAGCACAAAUCUUCCCACAAGGACAAGCGCUUGGGGGAUGCCAAGGGAGAUGAGAAGUCCUCUUCAAGCAGAGAGAAGUUGCACAAGGCCAUUUGCAAGGAGGAAAACCGAAGGCUGCUCUCCAGCGAUAGCACAAAGGAGAAAGCGCCCUCUAGUGGUUUCAAGAAGGAGAAGGAAAAAGAGGGCAGCACCAAGAAGAAGUUUUUAGCCCCUUUGGAGGUUGCUUCCGACAACCACCUUAAAAAGCCAAAGCACAGAGACUCAGAGAAAACCAAAUCGGACAAAAACAAGCAAAGUAUAAACAGCUUGGACAUAGGAAAGGGGGCAGGAGACCUGCCCAAGGUAAAAGAGAAGGUUUCUAACAACCUAAAGAAUCAAGAAGGGAAAGUAAAAACUCAUUUGGAUCGGAAGUCAGGGGGCUCUCUUCCAAAAGGUGAGGAUGCAGACAUGGACGAUGAGUUUGAGCAACCCACCAUGUCUUUUGAGUCAUACCUCAGCUAUGACCAGCCCCGGAAGAAAAAGAAAAAGAUUGUAAAAACUUCAGCCACAGCUCUCGGAGAAAAAGGACUUAAAAAGAAUGAUUCAAAAAGCACUAGUAAAAAUUUGGACUUGGUUCAGAAAUUACCUAAGGUGAAUGAAAACAAGUCAGAGAAGCUUCAGGCUGCUGGAGCCAAUUCAGCCAAGCUGAAAAAGGUCCCCACCGAUCUAUUGCCAGUGUUGCCAGACCUCCCACUCCCCGUAAUACAGGCCAAUUACCGUCCGCUCCCUUCCCUCGAACUGAUCUCCUUCCAACCAAAGCGAAAAGCACUCUCUUCACCCCAUGAAGAGGAAGAAUCUGGAUUCACUGGACGAAGAAUGAAUUCUAAGAUGCAGGUGUAUUCUGGUUCCAAGUGUGCCUAUCUCCCCAAAAUGAUGAGCUUGCACCAGCAGUGCAUCCGGGUCCUUAAAAAUAAUAUUGACUCAAUCUUUGAAGUGGGAGGUGUCCCAUAUUCUGUCCUUGAACCUGUUUUGGAGAGGUGUACCCCUGAUCAGCUGUGUCGCAUAGAGGAAUACAAUCACGUAUUAAUCGAAGAAACAGAUCAAUUAUGGAAAGUUCACUGUCACCGAGACUUUAAGGAAGAAAGACCAGAAGAGUAUGAGUCUUGGCGGGAGAUGUACCUGCGGCUCCAAGAUGCCCGGGAGCAGCGGCUGCGAUUACUGACAAAGAACAUCCAGUCUGCGCAUGCCAACAAGCCCAAAGGCCGACAAGCAAAGAUGGCUUUUGUCAACUCUGUGGCCAAACCACCUCGAGACGUUCGAAGAAGGCAGGAAAAGUUUGGAACAGGAGGAGCAGCUGUGCCUGACAGAGUCAAGAUUAAGCCAGCUCCCUACCAUACUGGAAGUAGCCACACUCCCUCCAAUAGUGGCUGCAGCAACAGCUUUAACUCCAGCCCUGAGGAGCCGGCCUAUGACGGCCCAAGCACCAGCAGCGCCCAUUUGGCACCCAUGGUCAGCAGCACUGUGUCCUAUGAUCCCAGGAAACCGACUGUGAAGAAAAUCGCCCCAAUGAUGGCCAAGACAAUUAAAGCUUUUAAGAACAGAUUCUCCCGAAGAUAAACCGAGGACUUGCCUUGGAGCUGAAAUUUGGGGGGAGGAAUACAAGGACAAUGGGAAUUGGAGAAUGGACUUCCAAAGGAGACCAGAAUCGUUGAUCUCUGAAUCCUGCAGUUUGUAGGGGCUCCCCCAUGAGCCUGUGCACAGCCACUGCCUCCUGCCUGGAGAACGCUUCAGAACUCUGAGGAAGAUGUGAAGCCUCAGUCUCACUGAGGAUUUUAAGGUCAAUUAUACUUUUGUUGUUAAUUAGCUUCUUUGUAAACUACAAGGCAUAGUUUUAAUUAAUAAAUAUUGCCCCCAGAUUGUAUUUAUAUUA
This is a messenger RNA of Talpa occidentalis (Iberian mole), 2754 nucleotides long. It is a transcript of the gene ELOA, whose product is annotated as elongin A. Lineage: Eukaryota; Metazoa; Chordata; Mammalia; Eulipotyphla; Talpidae. The record is from RefSeq and is a predicted model, not a curated record. The coding region runs from base 39 to 2441 and encodes 800 amino acids. Gene Ontology annotation, biological process: transcription elongation by RNA polymerase II. Gene Ontology annotation, molecular function: protein binding. Gene Ontology annotation, cellular component: nucleus; elongin complex. The transcript is spliced from 11 exons.